Messenger RNA from Rhagoletis pomonella (apple maggot), 2479 nucleotides. RefSeq names its product POU domain, class 4, transcription factor 2-like. NCBI's taxonomy places the organism in Eukaryota, Metazoa, Arthropoda, Insecta, Diptera, Tephritidae. The record is from RefSeq and is a predicted model, not a curated record. The annotation marks the transcript as partial. The transcript has a single exon.
GCGUUUAUUAAUCUCUUCACUCGUCUUGUCUUUCCUCUUCUCUCCCUCUCUCUCUCUCCCACCUUAGGUGCACACUCAGCCAUACGCUCGGCGGCCACGUCACCGACAAGUUCUACCUCAUCACCACCCUCACCGCCCACCGCGCUCACAACGCCUUCGCCCUCUUCGCUGAGUUCGUUGGCAUGCAAUGGCGGCGGCAGCGCUGGCGCUGGUCUCUUCAACAUGCACAACUCAUCACCUCCACGCCCCGGCAGCGGCAGCGGUGGCGGUGGCGGCGGCGGCGGCGGCGGCAGCGUCAUCACGUCCAACAACACCGGCAACUGUGGUAGCGGUGGCGGCGGCCCUCAAUCGGUCACACCCUCCUUGACUUCCGCGCCACCACAAAUGCAGCUGCGCAUGCCCCCACCCACCAGCGGCGGCAUCAACGAGCCACAGGAGUGCCCCUACUGCCGGCGCACCUUCUCAUGCUACUACUCGCUGAAGCGGCACUUCCAGGACAAGCACGAGCAGUCCGACACGCUGUACGUUUGCGAGUUCUGUCACCGACGCUAUCGCACCAAAAACUCGCUCACCACACACAAGAGCCUGCAGCACCGCGGCUCUAGUGGCAUGCUGAAGCGCCUACUCAAGACGUCCGCCAUCAAGAAUGUGCUAGUGCCGCCACACCAUCACCACCACCACCACCAUCUGACGCAUCCGCGCACCAGUCUCUUUGACUUCACCAGCGAGCUGGGACAGCCACCACCAGGCAUCCAAUAGGAUUUCAGAUGGAAUGCGAUUUUUUAGAGAGCCACCGCCAAGUAAUUUGAGCGGCGGAGUAUAAGCGCGCAGCAUUUAAAUGAAAAAAAAAAUAAAAAUUAUGUAAUAUUUUCAAAUUUAAUUAUGCUAAUUAGAUAAUAGACGUGCAUAUCGCUUAACUUAUAUGUUAAUGUAAAUGUACGCGUAUAUACAUACAUACAUUAGUAAUGCUUUAGAAUUCUGUAUAAGUUUAUAAGAUUUUAGGUUUUUUUCGCUAACUGUAAACAUACAUAUGUAUGUGUAGCACAUACAUACACACACACACACACACACACACAACAAACUGAGCGGCUUAGAGCGCGGCCAGUAUCAGCGCAGUUGACGCCCAAGUGCAAUACAGUAACUAAGGUAAAAGUUAGCCCUUACCGGCUACGAAGUGAGCUUUUGAAUUUAAUAUUUAUGCGCUAAAAAAGCUGCUACAAAUUUUGAAUAGUUAGCGCAACAGUUGAGGCUGGCCUGGCAGCCGCUAACUUGAAAGUAAAGCGUGAGAACAGAAGUCUCCAUUGUAAAUAGACACACACACACACACGCGUAUACACUUAGGAACACACAUCCAUACAUACAAUACAAAUGCAGUUUAAGGCUUAAUCUAAAUAAGUUCUUAGCUACAUUUAAUGCUAGUAUACUUACCAUUACCGUUAGUUUUAAUAAUUUAAUUGCUUAUCGCCAAAUGCAGAAGCAAAGCAAAUCUAAAGCUGAAUGCAUCUACCACACUUAACCGUUAGUUUUUUGCAAUAUGCGCGCCACCAAGUGUGGCCGGAAUUUGAGAAGAGAAACAGCUGAGUCAGCAUAAGCUACUGGCUACAGCGGAAGUUGUGCAGUGGGCAACAGAAGCAUGCGAUGGCAAUGGCGAAGGCGUAGGCGCGGGGGCGCGUGCGUUACACGUUUGGUAUUAUCAAUUUGUACAUAUCAUGGCGUAUACGCAACAUUCGAUACCGCUGCGGUGUCGAUUAAUUAGCAAAAUUUAGAAUUUGAGUAGCAGAAAUCCGAGAGCACACAUAAAUAAAAAAAAUAAAUAAAAAUAGUACGCAACGCCCACCGCUGCGCUUGCCGUUGCGCGCGUGUCUUUAUGAAUUGCAAUUUUUUGUUCGGGCAAACAUAGAUAUUUAGUAGUCGGUUUCUUGUGUUUUUUCCAUUAGGUUUUUCUUCCCUCUUUUUGCGUACAUAUGAAUUGUUGUUUUGCUUUCGAGUGCGCUGAAAACUCUCUGAAAAUCAAAUGUAUUCCAAUCGAAAUAAAAAAUCAAUUGAACUGAACACUUCCAAGUACAGUUGCAGUUAAGCUAGUUAUUAGCAAAAAGAAAAAAAAAAAUUAAAACCGAAAAAAAUUCAAAUUAAAUAAUUGAAAAAUGCUUAGGUGAACACAAGAAACUUUAAGCGUGAUUGUGCCGGUUAGGCAUAACUUGGGCAACGCUGUGUGCCAAAGCGGUUUCAGCCGUUUGCAUUUCUUAAUUAAUUACGAUAGGAUAAAAGCGAAAGCAGCAAGGAAAAGUAGUAGAACUAAAAAGUUGCAUAUUAUAUUGCAAAUAUACAAAAACAUAUACAUAUAUACAAACAUACAUACAUAUAUAAAUUAAAUUUGAUUAAGUGUAAAUCUAAAUGAACUUUAUCAGGGAUUAAUAUCAGUAGCAAGUCCUUUUUUCUAUACAAUUACAUUAACUAUAUAAAAAGUAAAACAAAAAAA